CUAUCUAUCUAUCUAUUCACAUAGGCUAGGCCUACAUAUUUGCGCUUUACUGUAAUAGCAUCUUACUGUCUCGUCUUAACCUGUGGAUAGGGAGGGGGAGGUGUUGGGGGAGAGGGGGGUCAGUAUUUGGUGCAGGCUGCGCGACUCGGUAGUAAGGUCCGCGUCGGUACGGUUCCCGGUGCCCACGUAUCCACAGCGCGUCUGAAAUCUCGAUAAGAAUUGUCGGAUUAUUGUUAUGUGCGCUGAAGGAUCCACAUCGAAGGAUAAAAUGCACCGCUGCGGAAGUCUUUUGAAAUGUCAGUGUCACUGUUGCUGAUGGUCAGAUACAUCCACGUCCUCUGUUGGCGCUUCUCCUUGGAUCUACCAUUUUUCUGCCUUAAAUGCGUAGCUGAGCCUGCUAAUAUUAGAGGCUGGCGAGGCUGCCGGAUAUAUCACCUCGAAUAAACCAUCUGAACGCUCAUUAUUCACGCUUGCCUUUAUUGGAUGUCGCAUUGGUUGUUUGGACGCUACGGAGGUUAAAAUAAACACCUGCGGAUGGUUGAUCCAUGUUGCUGUAUACGCGUUGCGUUUGGUUUGUGUUGUAACCUAGCUCUCAGAUCUCAAUGAUCACCUUCCGGCCGGACUGAUCCCGUCUCCUGCUGCAAACCGCAGCCAGCGAGAGUAGGCUACCGCUGUCUCAGGAUGCAGGUGAAAAGCCCGAUGUGCGCCGAAGAGUCCCCGGGAGACAUCGAGACAGACGAGUGCCAGAAAAAGACCUCAUGUUUCUCCAACAUCAAAAUCUUCCUGGUGUCAGAAUGUGCGCUGAUGCUGGCCCAGGGUACCGUCGGUGCAUAUCUGGUGAGUGUACUGACCACCUUGGAGCGCCGCUUUAACCUGCAGACUGCGGACGUGGGCGUGAUCGCCAGCAGCUUUGAGGUGGGCAACCUGGCCCUCAUCCUCUUCGUCAGCUACUUUGGGGCGCGCGCCCACCGGCCCCGCCUCAUCGGCUGCGGCGGCAUCGUCAUGGCGCUGGGCUCGCUGCUCUCGGCGCUCCCCGAGUUCCUGACGCACCAGUACAAGCCCGAGACCGGGGACUUCCGGCCCGCCGGCGAGGGCAGGGACGUGUGCGCCAACAGCUCUCGACCGGGAGCCACGGACCCGGGCAACCUGUGCGGCAACAGGGCCAACACCAACAUGAUGUACCUGCUGCUGAUUGGGGCCCAGGUGCUGCUGGGCAUCGGAGCCACGCCUGUCCAGCCUCUUGGGGUGUCCUACAUCGAUGACCAUGUCAGGAGAGAGGACUCGUCUUUAUACAUAGGUAUCCUGUUUUCCACGCUGGUGUUUGGCCCUGCGUGUGGGUUCAUCCUCGGCUCCUUCUGUACGAAGUUCUACGUGGACGCCGUCUUCAUAGAUGCCAGAGAGGUGGAAAUCACGCCCGAUGACCCACGAUGGAUUGGCGCCUGGUGGGGCGGCUUUAUCCUCUGCGGCUUCUUCCUCUUCCUCUCAUCGCUCUUCAUGUUCGGCUUCCCGCAGUCGCUAAUCGAGGGCCCGGAGAGCAGCGGCAGCGAGAGCCAGCAGGCCAUGCUGCCCGCUGAGCUGGCGCAGGAGUACGAGGGGCACGCCGCCCACGACCUCAACCUCAACAGCGGCCUCACCUGCUGCCAGCACCUGCAAAUCAUCCCCAAGGUGACAAAGCACCUGUUGUCCAACCCUGUGUUCACGUGUGUGAUUCUGGCUGCGUGCAUGGAGAUCGCCGUGGUAGCAGGAUUCGCCGCCUUUCUAGGGAAGUACCUGGAACAGCAGUUCAACCUGACAACCUCGUCAGCCAAUCAGCUACUGGGCAUGACAGCCAUCCCGUGCGCGUGCCUUGGCAUCUUCCUUGGGGGUCUGCUGGUGAAGCGCCUAGACCUGUCAGCGCUGGGGGCCAUCCGACUAGCCAUGAUGGUCAACGUGGUCUCUACCGCCUGCUACGUGUCCUUCCUGUUUCUGGGCUGUGACACGGGGCCCAUUGCCGGGGUCACCGUUGCCUACGGAAACGAGUCUCUGGGCACAUGGCAGAAGGCUGACGCUGCGUGCAUAAGUGGCUGUGACUGCUACACCACCUCACUCAGCCCAGUGUGUGGAUCCAACGGAGUCACCUACCUCUCCGCAUGCCUUGCUGGCUGCACCAAACCAGACCUGAUGGGCUGCAGGUGCAUCUCCCGUGGCAACAGUGUGGGCACGGCUUUGCCGGGGAAGUGCCAGAGUGCAGGUUGCCAGCGGGCAUUCCUCACCUUCCUGGCGGUGGUGUGUGUCUGCAGCAUGAUUGGAGCCAUGGCCCAGACACCCUCUGUCAUCAUCCUUAUCAGGACUGUGAGCCCAGAGCUGAAAUCCUACGCUCUUGGAGUUCUGUUCUUGUUGCUACGGCUACUUGGUUUCAUCCCUCCACCUCUGAUCUUUGGCAUCGGGAUCGACUCCACCUGCCUGCUGUGGAGCCACGCGUGCGGGAUGCGCGGCGCCUGCCUGCUCUACGACAACGUCACCUACCGCCACCUGUACGUCAGCAUCGCCAUCGCGCUCAAGGCCAGCGCCUUUGUCCUCUACACCAUCACCUGGCUCUGCCUGCGCCGCCACUACGACCGCUACAUCCGCAACAACGAGGGCUACCUCACGCCCAGCCAGCUGUUCGCCUCCAACGUCACGCUCGACAACCUGGGCAAGGAGAUCACGCAGAACCCCGUCAACCGCACCAAGUUCAUCUACAACUUGGAGGACCAGGACUGGAACGACAACAUGGAGUCUGUCAUCUAGAGAGGAGAAGAAAGAGGAGAAGAGAGGAGGAGAAGAGAGGAGGAGAAGAGAGGAAGGAAACAACGUAGACAAGAGAGAGAGAGAGAGACUGGGCGGGGAGGAGAUGGGAAGAAGAAGGAAUAGCAGUGAGGAACGCAGGAGAUGCAGGGAAUGGAGAGAUCAGAAGGAGAGCACAGGAGGGACGAGGAAGGAGGAGCAGAGGACAGGUGAGAUCAGGAGACAAAGAGAGAGGAGACACCAUAGCCCCUUUACACAGCCUUUCUCCCCUUCACACUCAUUCAUCUCCACCCCACCCCCCUCUUUAUUGUGCAGAGCAAGGCUCCUGGCAUGAAAAGAAUGAUGAUUGGCUGCUUCUACAAAAGGCUAAUAAUACCCAGAAAUGAGUGACUGGCCACUUAGAAUACACUAAAAUAACAUUAAUCCAUGGUACUCGGAAGAGAGAAGGCUGUGCUUAUAUAUUCAGCAUGCUGGUUUUAAUACUCUUUUCAAGUAAUGACAUUGAUGUUUCUCCCUUGAAAAGUGAAGCAUCUGAAACACAAUUGACUAACAUCAGAAACGUUCAAAAUUGACUUCACACUUCAAAAUUGCCUCCCUGUGGGAAAAAUCCCUGUAUCCAGUUCAUUCUCUUCUACAUUCUCCCUGUCUUAGUUUCCCACGGUUUGGAAGGGUUAACAGUUCCUUUUCUGCUCCUCCUUCCCAAAACAUCAGAGGGGUGUCAUCUCGCCAAGGAAAUUGAAGUCUGUUAGGCCAAAAAGGAACAGAAACAAAAAAAACUUUGUAUGCAUCUUUCCAAAACAAUGUUAAUUAUUUAUUUGUGUAUAAAUUAUUUUUUCAUGAGUGUAUGAAUGUUUUUGGAGAGUUACAGCUUAUCCCUUUACUUACUUGAAUACGGAGAGUAUUAUUGGGAGUAUUGUCAGGAGUAUUUUAAUAUAAUUCUGAGUAGUAGCAGUACACAGGGUUUGUACUAUUGAUAGAUUCUGCUCUGAAAUGAAUUUUGAUUAGUCAUAUUUACUGAUUUUCAGGUCAUUUGUGAUCUUUUUACUCAUGCUGAAAUAAGCUUGUUUUUUAUUUACUUUGUAAAUCAAUGCAGUACAUUUUUUUGAUUGUGUGAAAUGAUGGUAGUUCUGUAGAGUGACAGAAAUAGUUGCCUACAUUGAUGUAUGUCAUGGAGAUUGUUAUUGGAGAUCCCUGUAGUUUCAGGGUGAGUUGUGCCCCCGGUGGAGAUUGAGGGUCAGAUGAAUCCCUCUCAAAUCCCAGCCUGCAUCCCAAGAGCUGAACGUUCUCAGCUGAUCUGUGGUCUGUAACGCAGAAAUAUUUAUUAUGUAGAAAGAAAUCUGUUGCAUCCCAGGCAUUAUAUUAUUCUAAAAUCUGUUUGUAAAUCAAGUCCCCAUCGUGAAUGGUUAUUAUUCACUGGAGAGCUGGCAAAUCCCAUUGUAAAGCCAGAUGUUGCCAAUACUUUGUCUUCUACCCAGUGUUCAAGUUUAUGUGCAGAAUCAGGAGGUACCACAAGGCAAGGAUCACUUCUGAUACAAAUCUGAUAACAGUAAAGGGUGAGACCAGAAUCUUCAAGACAGCAGGCACAGACAAUUCACAGACAAUAUUAGACUGAUAGCCACAACCUGUAACUGGACAGGCAGCCAGGUUCUACCUAGAGUCUAAGAUUUUACAGAAUAUUCAUGUAGGUUAAAGGUGCAGUCUGUGAUUCUUAUCCCAUACAUGUUUUGUCAAAUUAUGGCUAGUUGUCUGUAGAGCGUUUUCAUUAAAAACAUCCUGCAUUUGUACAGACAUGGCUCUGUAAAUGGGAAACAUAGUGGCUUGGACUGAGGCCUAAAUAAUCCCAGCCAAUCACAUGGUGCUUUAGGAGCAUGAUAGGAGAGGGGUGAAAUUUAAUUGGCUAUUGAAAACGAAUGUGAACAACCUACUGCAAAAUUCGAAUUUGAAUUGCAGACUACAUCUUAAAGUUGAUAAAACAGUGGAGUGACAAGACAAUCCUAGUAGAGACAUUUGUGGUACAGGACCUGUUGUCUUACCUGAACAGUUUUCCUGCAAGAGGGUUUUAUGCUUCCUUUUGUUGUUCCUUUGACCAUAUUCACAUGGAGAGAAAUGUCCAUCAUCCCUCUUACUUCUUGAGUUCAACCCUGGUUCCCUGUGUUUUGAGACUGAUGUUGUUGACAGAUUAAUAAUUUUCCUCCCUCACUUACCGUGAAUCCCAUAAAGAGCAUGUGACUGUUCCCAGAGAAAGAGUUUAACAUGGUCCUCAGCUGGAGUUUGGUAUCCAAGAUGCUUUGUUUUUAUUGAAGUGAAUUGGGGUAUAAUAUUGUAGGCCUACUGAGCAUAAGCUUAGUUAGUUUAUUGUGGAUCUGUUGUUUAGUAUGAUGUAAUACUGACGCAGAGGCUAUUUUGUUUGUUUUCUAAAGGGUACUGAACGUGGGUUUUAGAGUGGAACUCAAUGGUGGUUUAGCAUGGUGCAGAGCCAGAGUUUAGGGGGGAGUAGUUUGUGGCUGAGAAGGCAUGUUUGCUUGGUUACCUGCCUGAAAAGAAAAUGCUGUUCUUGCUUGAAUUUGCUUGUUAAUGCUGCCAAAUCAGAUAUAAUGGUAUAUUUUAUUUCUAAUCCAGUAGUUUUCUGUAGAACGCUGUUAAAUACAUGUGGCCAGCACCGCUGGAGCUAGCCAGCGCCAACUCGGAUCCAGCCUACGGGGCAACAGGCGGCUUUCUGUAUGCCCCCUGACUAAUUGGACUGAUGUCAUAAUUUGUACUUUGCUGUCUGUGUAAAUAUUACCAUGCCAUGAAAGUGCCAAAGUGACUUCAUUUAAGUGUUCUAGAAAGUUCUCCCCACGAGGACAUGGUUUUUACAAUGCUGGAUUUGUGUACAUAUAUAAGAUGAUAUAUUUAAUUGUUAUGUAGACUUUUGUGAUACCCUCAGAUAUCAGUACUGUACAUAGUGAUGGCUAAUAAUUCUAUUCUAUUUAGAAUGUAGUAAAUAGCGAAGCUGUGGCUUUUUUUUGCAGGUGAGCAUUAGUGUCUAUUCCACUCUCGUCUGGUAGGAGUAGUGUACUAAUGAGUGUGUGUCUGUGUGCGUGCGUGCGUGUGUGUGUGUGUGUGUGUGUGGUCCGGACUCCCAUCCUGUGCCUGUAUUGUUGAUCAUGUGCAAUCUAAAGCGCUGCUGUGUCUGUUCGCCGCUCCUGCAGGAAAGCCGAGCUGCUCCUACUGGGUGAAACAGCCCUUACAUGAAACAUAACGUAUGCGUGCGCACACACGCACACACACACACACACACACAAAGAGCAGACUGUCUUACUGCUUCUACACAUUUAGAAAACACAAACACAACACACACACGAACACAGAGAGAGCAUACUGUAUUACUGCAUCUACAUAUUUCUACUGUAAAACACACACACACAACCAUUUUACAGCUUCUUGUGCUCAAACACACACACACACACACACACCAAUGAGGCAUUAUGAUAUUAGUCUGCUUAUCCCUUCUGUUUCUUGACAAGACAGACAUACUUACACACGCAUAGAUACACCCUAUACAAGUGGUCAAGCCCUUGUGUUGUGUGCCGUUGAGUUCCUGCUCUUGUCUUUCAGGCCUUAGCACGUGUAAAGCCAAAAACCAACAGUGUGUUUCUGUGGUAAGCCACUCGUCCAUCUAGAGAACUCUUUGUACUUUGACGCCUCUGAAGGACAGUCAUGAUUCAGAUCACCCCCCCCCCCCCCCCUUUUUUUUUGGCUCAUCUCUUCUCUGAUUGGACUACAGAGUUUCCAUGAUGAGCUGGAGUGUGUCAAGUCCCUGAUCCACCACUUCAAACAGAGCAGGUCAAAACGACAUUAAACUUUUUGGUUGGAUUUCGAAGGGAGGACAACUGGACGCGCGCCCAUAUAAGGCCAAUCCAUACAUUAAUGAAUUCCAAGCUGUGAACUGAUCUAGUCCAUGGCUCCUCCACUGGCUUUCCCCUCCCCCAAGAGAAAUCAACUAUAUGUCUGUGUUACACAUGACAUUGUGUACAUAACAAUGUAUUACAUGAUUGUAUGUGUAUUGUAAAGACAAUAAAUGCUAUUUUUGAUUUUUACAA
Molecule: messenger RNA, 6848 nt
Organism: Alosa sapidissima (American shad)
Lineage: Eukaryota; Metazoa; Chordata; Actinopteri; Clupeiformes; Clupeidae
Gene: slco3a1b
Product: solute carrier organic anion transporter family member 3A1b
Exons: 10
Coding region: 682-2769 (695 amino acids)
Biological process (GO): transmembrane transport; sodium-independent organic anion transport; prostaglandin transport
Cellular component (GO): membrane
Molecular function (GO): protein binding
Source: RefSeq, a predicted model, not a curated record